UUUCCCUCACAGAGCUCUGUUCUCAGAGUUCCCUGAGAACAGGGACUGACUGUCAAAUCGCCCUGGAAAACAUAGCUCUGUGAGGGGAAUAUUGGGGCCUCCUAACAGCUCCCAGCACCCUUAAGAAACUUUGGUUCCCAGGAUUCUUUGGGGGAAGCCAUGACAGUUAAUGUGGUAUAAUAGAGGUCAAGCUUCCCAAAGGAGACACCAUGAGCUGAAGGUUUAGGCAAGGCCUCAGACUAUCACCUCUGUUGGUGCUUAAGGAAGUGAAGAGCAGAGCACAAAGGGAGCCCUGAUGUGUCUCAGCCUAGCCGGGCAAAGACGCGGGAGUCGCGGGAAGCGCACCAUGCCCGGGACGCGGCUGAUCCUCAGCCUGACUCUCCUCUGCGGCUGCACGCAGCUUCUGGUCGAGGCCAGCUCCUGGUGGUCAUUGGCUAUGAACCCAAUCCAGAGACCUGAGAUGUACAUCAUUGGCGCCCAGCCUGUGUGCAGCCAGCUGCCAGGGCUUUCCCCGGGGCAGAGGAAGCUUUGCCAACUUUACCAAGAGCACAUGGUGUACAUUGGUGAGGGGGCCAAGAACGCCAUCAAGGAGUGCCAGUACCAGUUCCGGCAGAGACGGUGGAAUUGCAGCACAGUGGACAACACGUCUGUGUUCGGCAGGGUCAUGAGCAUAGGUAGCCGAGAGACUGCAUUCACUUACGCUGUUAGCGCUGCAGGGGUGGUGAAUGCCAUCAGCCGUGCCUGCCGUGAAGGGGAGCUUUCCACCUGCGGUUGCAGCCGGACAGCCCGGCCGAAGGACCUGCCCCGAGACUGGCUUUGGGGCGGAUGCGGGGACAAUGUGGAAUAUGGCUACCGUUUCGCCAAGGAAUUUGUGGAUGCCAGGGAGAGGGAGAGGAACUAUGCCAAGGGAUCCGAGGAGCAGGCCCGCACACUCAUGAACCUACAGAACAACGAGGCCGGCCGCAGAGCAGUGUACAAGUUGGCUGAUGUCUCCUGUAAGUGCCAUGGUGUCUCAGGUUCCUGCAGCCUCAAGACCUGUUGGCUGCAGCUGGCUGACUUCCGCAAAGUGGGAGACCUCCUGAAGGAGAAGUACGACAGCGCCGCCGCCAUGAGGAUCAGCCGCAAGGGCAAGCUGGAGCUAGUGAACAACCGCUUCAAUUCGCCUACUCCAGAGGACUUGGUGUACGUCGACCCCAGCCCCGAUUACUGCCUGCGCAACGAAACCACAGGCUCCCUGGGCACCAAGGGCCGGCUCUGUAAUAAGACCUCGGAGGGUAUGGACGGCUGUGAGCUGAUGUGCUGUGGCCGAGGCUACGACCAGUUCAAGAGUGUGCAGGUCGAGCGUUGCCACUGCAAGUUUCACUGGUGCUGUUACGUCAAGUGUAAAAAGUGCACAGAGAUUGUCGAUCAGUACGUCUGUAAAUGAAGGGCCCACAAGAGCUACAAAUCUAUAUUAUAUAAAUCUAUAUAAAUCUAUUUUAUAUAUUUGUAUAAAUAAAUAGAUGGUGAUGACGAUAAUAAUUAAAGACAUUUAUUUAAGAGA
Molecule: messenger RNA, 1543 nt
Organism: Podarcis raffonei (Aeolian wall lizard)
Lineage: Eukaryota; Metazoa; Chordata; Lepidosauria; Squamata; Lacertidae
Gene: WNT5B
Product: Wnt family member 5B
Exons: 5
Coding region: 296-1426 (376 amino acids)
Biological process (GO): multicellular organism development; canonical Wnt signaling pathway; neuron differentiation
Cellular component (GO): extracellular region
Molecular function (GO): cytokine activity; frizzled binding
Source: RefSeq, a predicted model, not a curated record